AUGACGUCGCCAGCAAAAUUCAAAAAGGAUAAGGAGAUCAUAGCUGAAUAUGACACUCAAGUUAAAGAGAUCCGUGCCCAGUUGGUAGAGCAGCUGAAGUGCCUUGACCAGCAGUGUGAGCUCCGGGUCCAGCUGCUGCAGGACCUGCAGGAUUUCUUCCGCAAGAAGGCAGAGAUCGAGAUGGAUUACUCCAGGAACUUGGAGAAGCUGGCCGAGAGAUUCCUGGCUAAAACUAGGAGCACCAAAGACCAGCAGUUCAAGAAGGAUCAGAACGUGCUGUCCCCCGUCAACUGCUGGAACCUGCUGCUCAACCAGGUGAAGCGCGAGAGCAGGGACCACACCACGCUGAGCGACAUCUAUCUCAACAACAUCAUCCCGCGCUUCGUCCAGGUCAGCGAGGACUCAGGGCGCCUCUUCAAGAAGAGCAAGGAAGUGGGGCUGCAGCUCCAGGAAGACUUGAUGAAGGUCCUGAACGAGCUCUACACGGUAAAUCAAACUGACUGA
Mesitornis unicolor (brown roatelo) is the source of this 504-nucleotide messenger RNA. Its product is annotated as SLIT-ROBO Rho GTPase-activating protein 2B. NCBI's taxonomy places the organism in Eukaryota, Metazoa, Chordata, Aves, Mesitornithiformes, Mesitornithidae. Bases 1 to 504 code for a protein of 167 amino acids. The transcript has 4 exons. Gene Ontology annotation, biological process: negative regulation of cell migration. The record is from RefSeq and is a predicted model, not a curated record. Gene Ontology annotation, cellular component: cytoplasm.